Messenger RNA from Brugia pahangi, 786 nucleotides. NCBI's taxonomy places the organism in Eukaryota, Metazoa, Nematoda, Chromadorea, Rhabditida, Onchocercidae. The record is from the annotation of a GenBank genome assembly.
AUGAAUUCUAGGAAUGAUUUACCUAAAAGCAAUUUAUCUGAUCGAGAGCACUUUUUUUCACCAACACGUUCAAGUCGUGAUGCAUCAUUAGCAUUAGAUGAAGCCACUCAUGAUUUAUUACGUCUUUCUUCACAGCCACCAGAUAUUUGGUAUAGCAGUAGUUCACGUCCGCUGCAUGCAUCCGAUCGCAUCCCAAAAUCUGCAUCUACUACAUCAAUGAAUAAAGUUAUUAGGGCAAAGGAUGGUGGAAUGAUGAAAUUAUUAAAUGCUUUUUCAUGGGAUAGCAAUCGAUUAAGUGAUCUUGGUCCUACUGAUACAUCAGCAUAUACUGAUGAAGAAGGACGGCGACAUCAAACAGUUACCGUUUAUACUAAUCAAAAAAGAAAAGGACCACCAAUCAUUCGAACAACAGUGGAAGGCAAAUUAAAAAUGGAAAAAGUUGUUGGGGCAGAUCUUAUAUCUGUUGAGCAUUGUACAUGUAGUGCAUGGACAAUACAUGAUACUAUUACUCAUUAUAAAGUAAAAACUACAUUAGGAAAUCGUACAAUAAUUAUGGAAGACGAAUCAACGAAUGAUAAAAAUCGCGAUGGAAGUUUCAAAAUGAGUUUUUAUGAAAAUGAUCAAUUAAAAACACGAGAUAAUGCUGAUUUUCAAAUACCAUCGAAUGUAGAUAAAGCUAAAUAUUUGUCAUUGCUAAGUCAACGAUUGUUGCAUGAUAUGGAAAUGUUAAAUCAACAUGAUGAAAAGAAAACAACAACAACAACAACAACAGCAAACACGAGUUGA